Molecule: messenger RNA, 1533 nt
Organism: Xenopus laevis (African clawed frog)
Lineage: Eukaryota; Metazoa; Chordata; Amphibia; Anura; Pipidae
Product: olfactory receptor 2G6
Exons: 1
Coding region: 510-1466 (318 amino acids)
Source: RefSeq, a predicted model, not a curated record
UUUCUGAUAUGGAAUUUUCCAUCCUCUGGUUUUAAUAAAGUCUGAAAAAUUCAUGAUUUUUUCAAAUGUUAGAUUUUAUAAAAGAAAAAAAAUCACAAAUCUUUCAGGAUUUUUGCAUUCAGAGUUUAGUAAAUAACCCCCUAAGUGCAACUAGACGGAUAAAUUGAAUGGUAAUGAUGACUCUUUACAAAUACAUUAGAGGACUUUAUAAUUAGGUCAUCUUUUUUUUUUGCCAUAGGAAAGAACAAGAUCCCCUCUUUUUGACUUGAGGAUUUCUUUAUGUACAGUAAGUUGAGAACAUAAUAUAAUGAAAACUGUGUAUCCCAACAUGCCCGUGUAAUUGCACAGUUACUGAGGGGUAGUGGGGGUUGAAAUUGGAACUUAUUCCUACAUCUUCACUAAGACAUUUGAACAUCUCAUUAUGUAGCUGCUUGCAGCACAAGAUAUCAGUUCACCGGUGUUGUAUUUCUCGUAUCUUUUAGGAAACCGCAGGAGAAAGAAAAGAAACAAUGGAGAAUUCUACUUCUUCCCACCCGGCAAUGUUGACGUUGGGCUUUGGUGAAAUGACAUCAGUGAAAUAUCUGUACUGUUCUUUGGUUUUGAUUGGCUACUCAGUCAUUGUCAUGUUAAACAGCGCUGUUAUCACCGUUACCCUAUUGAACGAGACGUUACAGAAGCCCAUGUAUAUUUUCAUUUCGGCCUUUUGUAUAAAUGGCCUGUACGGCAGCACUGCUUUCUUCCCCAGUGUCUUCAUAAACCUUCUUAAAGAGGUACAAACCAUUUCCUAUGGGGCUUGCAUACUACAGAACUUUGCUGUAAAUACAUAUGGAGGGUCUGAGAUGAGCAUCCUGGUUGUGAUGGCAUUUGAUCGCUAUGUGAGUAUCUGUCACCCCCUGAGAUAUAACAGUAUCAUGUCCUUGACAACUGUAUUCCGACUCAUUGGCACAGCCUGGUUGUAUCCAUUCAUCUUGGUUUCUAUACUGGUUCUAUUAACUGUUAGGCUUCCUCUGUGCGGCUCAGUCAUUCUCAAGAUCUACUGUGACAAUUGGUCGGUGGUAAGACUCUCCUGCAUUGAUACGGCAGUGAACAAUACCUAUGGAAUGGUGUGUACUGUGGCCAUGUUGGUGGUGAUGCCCAUCCUCAUAGUCAUCUCUUACAUCGCUAUUUUAAGAGUAUGUGCCAAGUCUUCAAAGGAUUUCAGGGUGAAAGCCUUACAGACCUGCGCUCCUCAUCUUAUUGCCCUUGCAACGUUUCUGGUCGAUGUACUUUUUGAGAUAUUUCUCUACCGAUACUCGCCUACAACUCUCCCUCAUGCGCUGAGAGUUUUUAUGUCAAUACAUUUUCUCGUGGUGCCUCCGCUUCUCAAUCCUCUGAUUUAUGGUAUGAAAAUAAGAGAACUUAGAAUUAAAAUAAUUCAACUUCUUCAGAGACAGCCCUUUGCUCUUAAGGGAUCAAUGCAACUGUAAAAGAGGAAUUUACAUCAGUUGUUAGAGUCAUAAAAUUGCCCACCAAAUUCCUUUUAAAUGAAAUGAC